GACAGGAAAGCUCAGCUGAGCAACCUCUGGCAACUGCUUUACUCUCCUUGGCAUCGCCGCUGCCUCCUAAGUUCCCCGCAGCCCUGAGAAGGGUGGUGGUCUUUGUCUAGCAGGCCUGUCCAAGCGGUGCCUCCUGGGGACCUGCUUCAGCUUUCUGGACACCCUUAAGUCAAGAGCAGCUCCCCCUCAGCCCCCAGAAAAACUGCUCCUGAGCCCCUGCUCCAAGAAGACCCCAGUAAAACAGAUCGACAUGGCAGACAUGGACACCAGCAGCACCGCUGCUGGCGCUGGAGCGGAUGAUGUUUCCCUUUUCAGCAUGACGGACAUGUUUCUCUUUUCCCUCAUUGUGGGCCUUCUGACCUACUGGUUCUUCUUCAGAAAGAAAAAGGAAGAGAUCCCAGAGUUCACCAAAAUUCAGCCAGUAGCCUCUUCUGUCAAAGACAGCAGCUUUGUGGAGAAGAUGAAGAAAACGGGCAGGAACAUCGUUGUAUUUUAUGGCUCCCAGACGGGCACAGCUGAAGAAUUUGCUAACCGUCUUGCCAAGGAUGCCCACCGCUACGGAAUGCGGGGCAUGGCCGCUGACCCUGAGGAGUAUGACUUGGCGGAUUUGAGCAGCCUUCCAGAAAUAGAGAAUGCCCUGGCAGUGUUUUGCAUGGCCACCUAUGGGGAGGGGGACCCUACGGACAACGCCCAGGACUUCUAUGACUGGCUACAAGAGACAGAUGCUGAUCUCUCUGGUGUCAAAUAUGCGGUGUUUGCUCUUGGGAACAAGACCUACGAACACUUCAAUGCAAUGGGGAAAUAUGUGGACAACAGACUGGAGCAGUUGGGUGCUCAGCGGAUAUUUGAACUGGGCUUGGGAGACGAUGAUGGGAAUUUGGAGGAAGAUUUUAUCACCUGGCGAGAGCAGUUCUGGCCAGCUGUUUGUGAACACUUUGGAGUGGAAGCUACUGGUGAGGAGUCCAGCAUUCGUCAGUAUGAGCUGGUGGUGCACACAGAUGAGAACAUGAACAAAGUGUACACCGGAGAGAUGGGCCGGCUAAAGAGCUAUGAGAACCAGAAACCGCCUUUCGAUGCCAAGAAUCCAUUCCUGGCGACUGUGACCACCAAUCGGAAGUUGAACCAAGGAGGAGAACGCCACCUCAUGCACCUGGAGUUAGACAUCUCAAAUUCCAAAAUCAGGUAUGAGUCUGGGGACCACGUUGCUGUGUAUCCAGCCAAUGACGCGUCACUCGUUAAUCAGCUUGGAGAGAUCCUGGGUGCUGAUCUGGAUGUGAUCAUCUCUCUGAACAACCUGGAUGAGGAGUCCAACAAGAAGCACCCGUUUCCCUGCCCUACUACUUACCGCACGGCGCUCACCUACUACCUGGACAUCACCAAUCCCCCCCGUACCAAUGUUCUCUAUGAGUUGGCCCAGUAUGCUGGAGAGCCAGUCGAACAGGAGCAACUCCGAAAGAUGGCAUCGUCAGCGGGCGAGGGCAAGGAGCUGUACCUGAACUGGGUUGUGGAAGCCCGUAGGAACAUCCUGGCCAUUCUUCAGGAUUACCCCUCCCUCCGGCCCCCCAUUGACCACUUGUGUGAGCUGCUGCCCCGUCUGCAGGCCCGCUACUACUCCAUUGCCUCCUCCUCCAAGGUCCACCCCAGCUCCGUCCACAUCUGUGCGGUCGUGGUGGAGUACGAGACCAAGGCGGGCCGGAUCAACAAGGGGGUGGCCACCAACUGGCUCAAGGCCAAGGAGCCCGCCCUAGAGAACGGGCACAAGGCCACGGUGCCCAUGUUCGUGCGGAAGUCCCAGUUCCGCCUGCCCUUCAAGCCCACCACGCCCGUGGUGAUGAUCGGCCCGGGCACCGGCAUCGCGCCCUUCGUGGGCUUCAUCCAGGAGCGAGCCUGGCUCAAAGAACAGGGUAAGGAAGUGGGAGAGACCGUGCUCUACUAUGGCUGCCGCCGCUCCGAAGAGGACUACCUGUACCGGGAGGAGCUGGCACACUUCCAGAAGACCGGCGUCCUGUCCCAGCUCCACGUGGCCUUCUCCCGGGAGCAGGAGCACAAGGUUUAUGUGCAGCACCUGAUGAAGCAGAACAAGGAAAAUCUCUGGCGGCUGAUCCAGGAGGGCAGCGCGCACAUCUACGUGUGCGGGGAUGCCCGGAACAUGGCUCGGGACGUGCAGAAUGUGUUCUGUGACAUCGUGUCCGAAUUUGGGGGCAUGAGCCACUCACAGGCUGUGGACUUCAUCAAGAAACUGAUGGCUAAGGGGCGCUAUUCCCUGGACGUCUGGAGCUAGGAUGCCCCGGCCUAGCCUGGGGACUGAGAGAGGGCCUUGGCAAGGAGGAGGCCUAAGGACUGGCUCCAACCCCCCCAGCCCACCACCAGAUCUUUUGUACCCAGUAAUCAGUCCCUUUCUCAUUGCCUUCUCACUCUUACUAGGUUGAAACAACCUUGGCCUGGCCAGGAAGGGCCAAGGGACCACCCGAGCAGAGCCCACUGGCAGCCAAGCCCUAGCUAACGGUCACCAUUUAGGAUGUCCCAGAGCGGCACGGGGACAGCAUGACUGCUUCUGUGCUCUUGACGUCAUAAGUUGGGGAUGUGGGGGCAAGGGGGUCAGAGCAAAGCCUGCCUCCCGUCCCCAGGCCAUGGCCUCCUCUACCUCAACUCCCAAGUACCCCUGGGGUUUAGAGAGGGGAACCUAGCUUCCCCUACCCUUUUGGAAGAGGAGGGAAGGAUUAGGUGGGUCCCUACCCCAGUGACUGGAGUCUAGGAUGCCUGUGGCCAGGGCUCUUCCUGUGCCAAAGUGCCCACCCCCUUCCCCUCCGUGUGGGUUGGGAAUCCAGUGGCCUUUGGUCUGUCUCCCGACUGCCGGCAUCAGGCCAAGGCCUUGAAAGUUGCUGCUCAAUGGGGAGAGAAGUGGGGGCAAUCUCAAAGCCAGGGCCUCUGCCCACUGCAGCCAAUCCUGGUGCCUCGGGGGCUCUAAGACCCUCCUUACUCCCUAGUUUUCUGAGUUUCCUGCCUGUUGAUAUUGGCCUCAGCCAAGAACCGGGCUUUGGGGAGAGAAUGCUGGGUGGGUACCACAGAACGUCCAAUGAGUGUAAAUACUUUUGAAAUGUCCAGUGACCCUUGGAAUAAAAUUGUUUUUGGUUUUUUUCUGUAUCUGCCCUUGGAGUAGCUUUGAAUUGUGUGUGAGCAGCUUUGGCUCGGCUCUGAGCUCUGGAACUUUGUGCAGCCCAGCUCUUCCUCGUGGUGUGAAGAGGGGCUAUGAGGGGACUUGGUUAGUGAUGUUUCCCCUCCAGAACAUUAAAUGUGAAAAUUGUAUCAAA
Dromiciops gliroides (monito del monte) is the source of this 3311-nucleotide messenger RNA. RefSeq names its product NADPH--cytochrome P450 reductase. Lineage: Eukaryota; Metazoa; Chordata; Mammalia; Microbiotheria; Microbiotheriidae. Gene Ontology annotation, cellular component: cytosol. The record is from RefSeq and is a predicted model, not a curated record. Gene Ontology annotation, molecular function: flavin adenine dinucleotide binding; NADPH-hemoprotein reductase activity; FMN binding. Gene Ontology annotation, biological process: response to hormone. The transcript has 16 exons. The coding region runs from base 251 to 2281 and encodes 676 amino acids.